Molecule: messenger RNA, 3346 nt
Organism: Papaver somniferum (opium poppy)
Lineage: Eukaryota; Viridiplantae; Streptophyta; Magnoliopsida; Ranunculales; Papaveraceae
Product: phospholipase SGR2-like
Exons: 21
Coding region: 119-3022 (967 amino acids)
Cellular component (GO): cytoplasm
Molecular function (GO): metal ion binding; glycerophospholipase activity
Source: RefSeq, a predicted model, not a curated record
AUUUCAUUCCUAGGUGUCUCUUUCUCUCGCUCGCAAAAUGGAAAUUUAGGGCUUCUAAUUUACUCAAUUCUUAGAGUGCAAAACAAGUCUAAAUUGAUUGAAUCUCAAUCAAACGAAGAUGGUGAAGAAUCCAAUUUCAGAAAGCAGUAGUAGUGGUUGUUCAUAUGGAAUUGGAGAAGAAAAGACAAUAAGUAAUCCGCCUGCUCCUGAUCCUGAGAUGUUGAAGAACACACCAUCGAAUAUAGCAAAGUUAGAAGAUGUAAUUGAUCAGUGUAAAGGUAGACAUAAGUAUCUUGCUCAAACUACAAGUCCUUCUGAUGGUGAAGAUGUUAGAUGGUAUUUCUGUAAAAUCCCUCUUCGAAUCAAUGAGGUUGCAGCAUCAGUUCCUCGAACAGAUAUUGUGGGGAAGAGUGAGUAUUUUCGGUUCAGUAUGAGGGAUUCUCUUGCAUUGGAGGCUUCUUUCUUGCAGAGAGAGGAAGAAUUGCUGUCUUGUUGGUGGAAGGAAUUUGCAGAAUGCAGUGAAGGACCAAGAGUGCACCACGUUGGUGCUGAAACUAAAAUGAAUGUGCAGCAACAAGCAUGCUCUUAUGGAGUUGACCAUUCAGCGGAAUUGGAUGCAGCUGAUGAAGAAAGAGUUGGUGUGCCAGUCAAAGGAGGUCUCUAUGAGGUUGAUUUAGUCACGCGUCAGUGUUUUCCUGUUUACUGGACUGGAGAAAAUCGCCGAGUGCUACGAGGUCACUGGUUUGGUCGUAAAAGUGGUCUUGAUUGGCUUCCGGUGAGGGAAGAUGUUGCUGAACAGUUGGAGUUUGCUUAUCGUGGUCAGGUUUGGCAUCGAAGGAGAUUCCAACCAUCUGGUCUUUAUGCAGCUAGAGUUGAUUUACAAGGGUCUAGUCCGGGUUUGCAUGCUCUUUUCACAGGGGAAGAUGAUAAUUGGGAGGCUUGGCUGAACUUCGGCACUGCUGGGUUUUCUAAUGUUAUCAGCUUGAGAGGAAAUGGCAUUCAGUUGAGGCGUGGAUAUGCUUCACCUGGAUCUCUAAAACCAACUCAGGAUGAAAUCCGUCAGCAGAAGGAAGAGGAAAUGGACGAUUAUUGUUCGCAGGUUCCAGUGCGCCAUCUAGUAUUUAUGGUACAUGGCAUCGGGCAGAGGUUGGAGAAAGCGAAUCUGGUCGAUGAUGUUGGAGAUUUUCGCCAUAUCACUUCCAUUCUUGCCGAGCGACACUUGACUCCCUACCAGCGUGACACUCAAAGAGUACUAUUUAUUCCAUGUCAGUGGAGACGGGGGUUGAAGCUUGGAGGUGAAAGCGCAGUCGAAAAGAUUACUUUGGAGGGUGUACGGGGCUUGCGUGUCACAUUAGGUGCAACUGUGCACGACGUGUUAUACUACAUGAGUCCCGUCUACUGCCAGGAUAUAAUCGACUCGGUUUCAAGCCAAUUAAAUCAGUUAUAUCUGAAAUUUAUGAAGAGGAAUCCAAGUUAUGAUGGAAAGGUUUCCAUAUAUGGUCAUUCUUUGGGAAGUGUUCUGUCGUACGAUAUACUAUGCCAUCAACAUACUCUAUCCUCCCCAUUUCCGAUGGAGUGGAUGUACAAGGAGCAUGUCAACGACAAAGAACCCAAAUCUGAAGGAACUAGUAAAUCCCCUGAAUGCCCUCCACCCAUAAAUUUAAAUCAUCCAAACUCCGAAUCCAUUUCCAAAAAUUUGAGCUUGGAGGAAGAAAAGUCGUGUUCGCAAGGAAGCAAUAUUUUUUCGAAGGAGGAAGAUUCCGAAGAUCCUGUUGUUUCAUCAUAUCAUCCGUCGACAUCAAAUUCGGAAGAAACAUUCUCAUUGACAAGCAAUGAGAAAGAUCAACUAUCCGAGUCUAAGCUACGAAGGGCUUCGUCGUUUGAAAAUAAUGAUGAGCCACCAGGAGACGGCCUAAAUGCCCUACUUUCUCAAAAAGAGCAGUUGGAUCUGAAAAGAGUAAAUUUCAAAGUUCCUGCCGGCGAUUUGGAUAAGGUUGAAGCGGUUAUAUCUGAAGAUAGCGAUAAAGAUACAAUAAUUAAAUUGCUGAGAAGCGAACUUAAUUCCCUGAGAGCAGAGAUAGCAGACCUGAAAUCAGAGUGUGGAGAUGAAGACCAUAAAAAAGGUCAUCAAGGUGGUGAAGAUGUAGACAGCGACAGGUUAAAGAAAUCCCAUCUACACCUUCUUCCAGAAGUAGAUAAUACGCAUAAGAGUUACAGGCCUUACAUUAGGUACACGAAGCUUGAAUUUGAGGUAGACACAUUCUUUGCAGCUGGAUCUCCUCUUGGUGUCUUUCUUGCCCUCCGAAAUAUCCGUAUUGGGAUCGGCAAGGGUCAAGAUUACUGGCAAGAUGAAAGCAUAUGCGAAGAAAUGCCAUGUUGCCAGCAAAUGUUAAACAUUUUUCAUCCCUUCGACCCUGUAGCAUAUAGGAUAGAGCCACUUGUAUGUAAAGAAUACUCCAAUAAACGCCCUGUUACCAUUCCCUAUCACAGAGGCGGGAAGAGGUUGCAUAUUAGCUUUCGGGAGUUCACCGAAGACCUAGCAGCUCGCUCUCAAAUAGUUCGAAAUCACCUACAUUCUGUAAGGGUCAAAUUGCUCACACUAUGUCAUCUGGGAGAUGGAGAUAACAUAGAAGCGGAGAGUAAUCAAGAGGCGCAAGAAAGCUCAUAUGGCUCAAUCAUGAUGCAGAAGUUGACAGGAAGUAAAGAAGGUCGCAUUGAUCACACACUUCAAGAUAAAACAUUUCAACAUCCGUACAUAUCAGCCCUAAAAUCACAUACAAACUACUGGCGGGAUCGUGAUACUGCGCUUUUUAUACUUGAACAUUUGUAUCGUGAUAUACCUGAAGAGCCCGAUUCACCUGAUGAAUCCAACUCUGGAAUUUCUGAUAAGACAACCAGCUCUAGUAACAGAUUUUAUCAAAGUUUGACCUUGCUUGACGAAGAUCUUCCUCUAACAUUCUCCGACAGGAAUGUCAUUAAGGAGUUUUCAAGGAAAGUGAAGAAACAAAUGAACAACAGGUAGUGGCAUUUUAUUGCUCAAUGGUGCCCACUGUAAAGAAGUUCCGAGGAUUUUCAAAUUCGAAGGCUGUUUCAAUUUCCACAUUACCAGGUGAUAAUUCAGUUGUUAGAUGGAUAGGUUUCUGAAGUCAAACUGUAAGUAAGUUUCCAUCUUUCAGAUUAUCUAAUGAAUUGGCGUGGGUUGGAUGUAAAUAGAUAGUAAUAAGAGGAUGGAGAAGUAGCUCUGUAUAUUUUGGCAGUGGGACUAGAAGAAGAAAUAAAACAAAUAAUAAUUUAUUAGAUUCCAGACAAAAUAAAUUUAUUGUUGGCUAAUGCCCAGCUAGAUGCA